UUGUCAGUCGCACGUGCCCAUCUCCAAACUCGCAACCUCCCCGACCCCGAGUCGAUGCAGAACAGGCGGCGAUCUCGUCCGGUGGUACCUACUCCGAUGGCUCGCGUCCGCCACCGCCAUCUCCUCUUGCUCGUCGCCGCCGUCGCCGCCGCCGCCUCCGCGCUCCUCCCGUGCGCCUCCGCGGUCCGCCCGUUCGUGCUCGUCCUCUCCCGUGACGACUUCCUCAAGGACACCGCCGGCGCGCAUCCCUCCCUCCCAUCAGCCGACGCCGACUCCGACGAGUGGGACGACUUCGACGACGAGUCCCCCGCCACCGACCCCCUCCUCUCCCCGUCCUCCUGGGUCCCCCUCCUCGACCCCGCCAGCGCCUCCCCUUCGGGCGACGAGCCGGACUCGCCGUCCGAUGCGCUCUUCGUCGCUGGCGUGCGGGCGAUGCUCUCCGCGGCCUCGGCGGGGGAUGACGCGGCGUUCGCCACCGCAGCGGCGCAGAUCGAGGCCGCAGCUACGGGGGGGCACCCCGGCGCGCAGUCCGCUCUCGCGUUCCUCUCCGGCGCAGGGAUGACGCGCCCGGCGUCCCGCUCGCGCGCCUUCCUGCUUCACAAAUUCGCCGCCGACGCAGGAGACCUCCAGUCUAAGAUGGCUCUCGCCUACUCCUUCUUCCGCCAGGAGAUGUAUGAAGAAGCAGUCACACUUUAUGCUGAACUUGCAGAGGCUGCGCUUACAAGCUCCUUGAUCUCGAAGGAGCCUCCAGUGAUUGAACCAGUCAGGUUACACAGUGGGACCGAAGAAAACAAGGAAGCCUUGAGGAAGUCUCGAGGCGAGGAUGAUGAAGAUUUUCAAAUCACAGAGUACCAGGCACAACGAGGCAAUACUGUUGCAAUGCACAAAUUAGGGCUUCUGUAUUACUAUGGCCUACGAGGAGUUAGACGUGAUUAUGGGAAAGCAUAUCAUUGGUUUUCAAAGGCUGUGGAGAAAGGCGAUACACGGGCAAUGGAGCUUCUCGGAGAGAUCUAUGCUAGAGGUGCUGGAGUUGAAAGGAACUACACUGAAGCAUACAAGUGGUUGACACUUGCAGCAAAGCAGCAACAAUACUCAGCUUACAAUGGACUGGGUUAUCUCUAUGUCAAAGGUUAUGGGGUUGAGAAGAAAAACUUGACAAAAGCAAAGGAAUUUUUUGAAAUUGCAGCUGAGCAUAAGGAACAUGGGGGUUAUUAUAACCUUGGCGUCUUGUAUCUCAAGGGUAUUGGAGUAAAGAGGGAUGUGAUGACAGCAUGCAAUUUCUUUCUUCGAGCAGUUAAUGCUGGGCAACCAAAAGCUAUUUAUCAAGUGGCAAAGUUGUUCCAGAAAGGUGUUGGUCUUAAGAGGAAUCUCCAAAUGGCGGCAGUGAUGUACAAAUCUGUUGCUGAGAGGGGCCCCUGGAGCUCACUUUCUAGAUGGGCUCUGGAAUCUUAUUUGAAAGGUGACAUAGGGAAAGCAUUACUCCUGUAUUCUAGAAUGGCGGAUCUUGGAUAUGAGGUUGCACAAAGCAAUGCUGCCUGGAUUCUUGAUAGGUAUGGCGAUGAAAGUAUUUGCAUGGGAGAAUCUGGCUUCUGUACAGAUAUGGAAAGACAUCUCCGUGCACAUGCUCUGUGGUGGCAAGCAUCCGAGCAGGGUAACGAACAUGCUGCCUUGUUAAUUGGUGACGCCUACUACUAUGGCCGGGGUGUUGGCAGGGAUUACGAGCGUGCAGCCGAGGCAUAUAUGCAUGCGCAAUCACAAUCUAAUGCUCAGGCCAUGUUUAACCUUGGUUAUAUGCAUGAGCAUGGCCAUGGACUUCCCCUUGACUUGCACCUGGCAAAAAGAUAUUAUGAUCAGGCUGUUGAGGUGGAUCCAGCAGCUAAGCUCCCUGUCAUGCUUGCACUAACAAGUUUAUGGAUAAGGAAGAACUAUGAUGGAAGCUUUUUGGUUCAUUUUAUUGAUUCACUGCCGGAGGUAUAUCCUGUAGUUGAGGAAUGGGUGGAGGAUGUUCUUAUGGAUGAGGGGAACGCAACAAUAUUUACUCUCUUCGCUUGCCUUGUAACUGUCCUAUAUUUGCGAGAGCGUCAGAGGCGUCAAGCUGCGGCCGCCAACCCUCAACAGCCUGAUGGUGCACCCAUCUAAUUUCAACCUUUGCAUCAUGAUGCUGGGAUUGAAGUGGACGUUAAGCUUGAGGUACAUAGUCAUUUAUUCUCAGCCAUAUCAUACCAUCAAAGUUUUGUUUGAUGUCUGAAGUGUUAAUGGAAUGACAACGUCCAUACUGUCAUACUGGAAAAGCGGGUCCUUCAACUGCAAAAUGCUGAUGGCUUUCUGAGGUUAAAAAUCGGGGUUUAAAAUGAUAGCUCUCCUUGACAUCUAUGUACACUAAAAUUGACUAGGAUAAGAACUGAUCAUGACUGUUGGAUAUUGAGAUCAUGUUGUGGGUUCUAACAGAGUAGUGCUUGUAAGUAACGACGGUUGUUCAAGAAAA
Molecule: messenger RNA, 2485 nt
Organism: Oryza sativa Japonica Group (Japanese rice)
Lineage: Eukaryota; Viridiplantae; Streptophyta; Magnoliopsida; Poales; Poaceae
Source: RefSeq, a predicted model, not a curated record